Messenger RNA from Manduca sexta (tobacco hornworm), 2860 nucleotides. Its product is annotated as esterase FE4-like. Bases 385 to 2043 code for a protein of 552 amino acids. Lineage: Eukaryota; Metazoa; Arthropoda; Insecta; Lepidoptera; Sphingidae. The transcript is spliced from 5 exons. The record is from RefSeq and is a predicted model, not a curated record.
UAAUAUAGACCAAGGAUUUGGUAAUUAACGUCAUUUUGUAUGGAAUCCGAAACGUUUUGGAUUCAGAAACGGAAUUUCCGAAUGCAUAGCCCAGCUUUGAGCUCAGCUCAAAAUUUGAGCACCUGCUACUUAAUGACAUUUGACAUUGACACAUUAUUAAAUGAAUGUUGAUACCUUGGUUGGAAAAUUAUCGUCAGGCAACGAUGAAGCCACAAUCUAAAAAUUAAAUUGAAUUGAAGUUGUAAAGUGUCAUGUUGAAAGUUUGUAAAAAAACUGUAAUACUUAACAAAAAAGGAUUAACUUACUUUAGUGAGGUAACCACAAUUACUCCAAAAAACCACAUUUGCCCGCGUCCCAUAAAUAGAUAUUGUAAUAAUCCAUAAAAUGAGCCAGCCAAAAGAUUUGUCGCGCAUAACCACAGAGGAUGGCGUCGUAGUUGGAUAUGUUGAGAGGAGGGAUGAAAAAACAUACCACAAAUUUAGACAAAUUCCAUAUGCUAAACCACCCCUAGGAAACUUACGAUUUUUGCCACCUUUACCUGUUACUCCCUGGAUGGAAGAAUUAGAUUGCACAAAAGAGCCAUUGACAGCUGUAACUUGGGAUUUUAAUCAGAAAAUUGUGGGAUCCGAAGAUUGCCUUUUUGUUGAUAUCUCUACACCAAAUACCCAACCAGACAAACCUAUGGCGGUCAUGUUCUGGAUUGGAAGUUAUGCAUUUUUUUACAACAUGGACUUUCUAUUUGAUCCUUCACAUAUUAACAAUCAAGAUAUUGUGUUGGUUCGUUGUAGUUUUAGGCUAGGAGUAUUUGGAUUUCUUUCUACUAAUGACAUGACAGCCCCUGGAAACUGUGGUUUGAAAGAUAUAGUAUUGGCUUUAAAAUGGGUAAAAAAAAAUAUACAUCACUUUGGUGGAGAUCCCAAUAAUAUAACUAUAUUCGGAAACAGUUCAGGUGGAGCUGCUGUCCACUACCUUAUGCUAUCACCUAUGGCAGCCGGUUUAUUCCACAAAGCAAUUAUUCAAAGUGCAAGUGCUUUAAACAACUGGGCCAUAGAGAAAAAUCCCACUCAGCCUGUUAUGGACUUGGCCAGAAUAUUAGGUAUAAACACAACUUGCAAAGUAGAACUACUUGACAAGUUAAGAACGACGUCUGUUAAUGAUAUUAUGAAAGCUUGCGCAAUGCUAGAUGCAGAACUAUCUAAAAAUAAAGAACUAAUUGACUCCGUUUUUAAACCUUGCAUUGAAGUUGAAUUUGAGGGUCAAUCAGCUUUUAUAACUAAAAGCCCAGCACUGCUUAUGAAAACAGGAAAUUUUACCAAGGUUCCGUUAAUCAUAGGAAGUAAUAAUAUAGAGGGUGCUGUCAUACAGUUUAUAAUAGAGGAUUAUUACGAUUUUGAGAAGUACAAUAAAAAUGUUAACUUACUUGUACCAAAAUCACUUGGAGGAGACCCACAUACAACAAAAAAUAUAGGUCAACAACUUUUAAGAUUUUAUUUGGGCGGAGAAGAACAGCUUCGUGAAGAUACUAGAACACAAUACUUACAACUUAUCAGUGAUUACUACUUUUUAUACUAUGUAAAUAAAACGGUAGCUCUACUUAGUAAACAUUCAAACAAUUGUCCAAUCUACUAUUAUGUAGUCAAUUAUGCAGGAGAGUGGGCAGUUCCAAAGGAUUUACAUCUAUUCAAUACACCUGGACAUUGUGCAGAAAUACCAUUUGUGUUUGGUAUAUUAUCAAACAACGAUGGUGAAACUCUCAUUAAAGGUAGCAGAGAUUCAGUAACAACAAGAAACAGAAUGGUGAAGAUGUGGACAAAUUUUGCUAAAUACGGAAACCCUACACCAAAUGAGGAUGACCCACUACUCCAAAUUACUUGGGACCCAGUUGAUAACAGUGAAAGGCUAAAUUAUUUAAGUAUAGGUUCAGAACUUACAAAGGGAAGAAAUCCAUAUUAUGAACGAAUGAAGUUUUGGGAUAAUCUCUACAAAGAACACACAUUCCUCCGAGUGCAAAUGUACUUUAAUGAUUUGGGUGUAUGUUUUUGAAUAAUAUAAAUAUUAUAUUUAUAUUAACACAAGGUACAAAAUGCGUACUGAGACACGUACCUACAGCUACUAAUUUAGCCACUUUUAAAAAUAUAUUUUUAAAGAUUUAAUUACGAUAAUGUUAUUUAACUAUAGAUUUAUCAAUGUACUUUUCAUUGGAAUAUUAAAAGUUCCAGUUUUCACUUGGCAAGACCAAACAAUAAUGACUUUCAAUAAUGCCAAAUUAGUGUUUAAGUCAAAUAUUAUUUACCGUUAAAAUAAAAGAAGAAUGUUUAUGUAACAGUGUGUUUUUAAUUUGAAGCACUAUCUAUAUAUAGUAUAAUCAAUUCACUCAAAAUGGUCUUGGUAUGAAGAAUAUUAAUAAAUAAAGCAGACGAAAGAAUCUAAAUAAACAGAUAUUAUUUAAUAACAGUAAUUUUAAAUGUAAUAAUGUUUGUAUAAAUCGACGGUUGUAAGGCUAACUGACACAUUUUUGGUGAUAUUAAGUUAUAUACAUACUUAGAAUUUGUGUAACUUUCUUUCGUUUGAACCUAGUUUAAAUUUUUAAAAUAAAAAACGCAUCUCAAGUCUAUUUGCUUUACAAUUGUCGCGUCGAUAUAUCACAUAUAUUUUUUUUUAAUCUAUUGGCUUCGGUUACAAAAAUUUAUAAACAUUGUGAGAAUUUUGCGUGACUGACCUCUUAAAGAUUUUUUUUCAUAUGGGAUGCCUUUGUACGAUUGAAAGUUGGGGUUUUUACAACUCUAUAUAUUUUUUAUCUGGAUACGACUGCACUCUUCCGCACUCGUACAACGACUAACCAAUAAUGACAAAUUUAAAA